UAAAAGUUUGAUUAAAAAUCCGGUAUCUCCAUCUUAGUCUCUCGAUAUUGAUUGAACAUUAAAUUAUCAUUAUCAAAACAACGAGUGAAAUUCUGAAAAAACAACAAUGAAAUUUUUAAUCUAUUCAUUGGCUGUCGUUGCUUCAGCAUGUCUUGUUUUCGGUUUUGAAAUCGAAAGCGGACAAUAUGAAAUUGCUGAUGCAUUGGUUAAACAUGCUGAUAUGUUAAAACAACAAACCGAAAAUCAUAUUAUCAAAUAUUUAAAUCAUUCAGAAGAUUAUACUACAUUAAUGCGUUUAGCACAUGAUAUACAUCGUGUUGAAGCUGUUUCUGAAUAUGUUCAUAAUAUGUCACAAAUGGAAAAUAUGACCGAACAUCAAUUACGUAAUUUUCAUUUAUUAGAAUUGGAAUUAUUGGCAUUGGAAAAUCGUGUUGAAGAAGAAAUUUAUCAUUUAGAACAUAAUCAUCAUCAUCAUCCACAUGCAGAUUUCGAUAUCGAAAGCGAAAGUGGACGAUAUGAAAUUGUUGAUGCAUUGGUUAAACAUGCCGAUAUGUUAAAACAACAAUCCGAUAAUGAUGUUCAAAAAUAUCUAAAUAAUUCUGAAGAUCAUUCCAGUAUCGUACAUUUAGAGCAUGAUAUGCAUCGUGUUGAAGCUCUUUCAAAAUUGGUUCAUAAUAUGUCACAAAUGGAAAAUAUGACCGAACAUCAAUUACGUCAUUUUCAUUUAUUGCAAGUAGAAUUAUUAGCAUUAGAAAAUCGAGUUGAAGAAGAAAUGUAUCAUUUGGAACAUCAUCAUCGCCAUCAUCAUCAUCCACAUGCUGAUUUAGAUAUCGAAAACGAAAGUGAACGAUAUGAAAUUGCUGAUGCAUUGGUCAAACAUGCUGAUUCAUUGCAAGAACUUGCCAAUAAAGAUAUUGAAAAAUAUAAAAAUAAUUCUGAUGAUCAUUCCAGUAUUGUACGUUUAGAACAUGAUAUGCAUCGUGUUGAAUUUCUUUCAAAAUUAGUACAUAAUAUGUCACAAAUGGAAAAUAUGACCGAACAUCAAUUACGUCGUUUUCAUUUAUUAGAAAUGGAAUUAUUAGCAUUAGAAAAUCGUGUUGAAGAAGAUAUGUACCAUUUGGAACAUCAUCACCAUCACCAUCAUCAUCAUCAUUCACAUGAAGACCAAAUCAUCGCUGAUGUCGAAAGUGGACGAUAUGAAAUUGCUGAUGCAUUGGUCAAACAUUCAGAUACGUUAAAAGAACGUACCGAAAAUGAUGUACGAAAAUAUUUGAAUAAUUCGGAAGAUUAUUCUAUUCUUAUACAUUUAGAACAUGAUAUUCAUCGUGUUGAAUCUGUUUCUCAAAUGGUUCAUAAUAUGUCACAAAUGGAAAAUAUGACCGAACAUCAAUUACGUAAUUUCCAUUUAUUGGAAUUGGAAUUAUUGGCAUUAGAAAAUCGUGUUGAAGAAGAAAUUUAUCAUUUGGAACAUCAUCAUCAUCAACGUCAAAUCAUCGCUGGUGAUUAUGAUAAAGAUGCUUUAUUGAAAAGAGCACAACAACUUAUUAGCGAAGCUGAAGAUGCUGUUAAAAAAUAUGGACAAGGUAAACAAAUCGAUGUACAAGUUAUCAACAAUGAAGUUGUUAUAUUGAAAAAUUUAGUUAAAGAAAUCAAUGAAGCAACUAAUCCACAAGCAUUAACCAUGUUGGAAGCAAAUCUAGCUGAACAUGAAGAAAUUAUUCGUAAAUGGCUUGAUGAUAUUGAACCAAAAACCACACAAUCGCCAACCACCAAACAUGCUUGAAUUUGAUUUUGAUUUUGAUUAAAAAAUAUUCAAUUCAAUUCAAUUCUUGAUUAAAAUUCUUAUCAAUUUAAUUUCCUUAAA
Messenger RNA from Dermatophagoides pteronyssinus (European house dust mite), 1864 nucleotides. RefSeq lists its product as uncharacterized. The record is from RefSeq and is a predicted model, not a curated record. NCBI's taxonomy places the organism in Eukaryota, Metazoa, Arthropoda, Arachnida, Sarcoptiformes, Pyroglyphidae.